Sungouiella intermedia is the source of this 1551-nucleotide messenger RNA. The record is from the annotation of a GenBank genome assembly. NCBI's taxonomy places the organism in Eukaryota, Fungi, Ascomycota, Pichiomycetes, Serinales, Metschnikowiaceae.
AUGGGUUUGAUGGAUAACGUAAAGUCGUUCUGGCAUUCUGUUGUCACUGAUGACCACUAUGCGCUGUACGGGUCUCCAUACUCCAAUUCUACUGCAGGAGGUUCCAUUGGUGACAACUCUUCCUCCGCCAGACUUCACGAGCUUAACAACUCACUGACCCAUUCGCUCAUGAGUCUGAGAAACGGCAGUACCACCAACAUUGCAGGAUAUAGGCCCGGAAUGCGCUCAUCCUCCACGAAUUUGAGCAAUGUUGGUCAGACAGAAUUACAGACUUUUGGCGCCAACGGGCGCCCUCCUUUGCCUUCCAUGGAGUCGUUGUGGCAGCGCAUUGAGACGUUUUGGGAGGAGGAGUACCCAGAGUUAGAGGAGAGUUUGAAUCUGGGAGCUUCCAGUGCAGACUUGAAUGAGUUGGAGAAGGACUUGGCUAUCGGUCCAUUCCCAGUGGAGGUUCGCCAAUACUAUAAGACCCACGAUGGUCAGUUCCGAGGCGGAAAGCCUACGGGUGUUCUUAUGGGCUUGACCCUCUUGGAUAUCGAGAGCAUGAUGGAGGAAUACGCUCUCUGGGCAAAAGUCGCUGAGAAAGUCGAGAGACAGCAGCUUGCCAUGCAACACCAGCAGCAAUUGCUCAACACUGGCGACUCGUCGAGCUCGGCCUCGCAAACUGCACGCGAGAGAAUUCUGAAUAACUACCUCAUGCACCAGAAAUCGGUGCCUGCCGACGCUGUUCAGCCAUAUUAUGUCCACCGUGGAUGGAUUCCAAUCGCUAAAGACUUGUACGGAAAUUUGGUUGGCCUUGAUUUGGCACCUGGCCCUGCUGGUAUUCGAGGCCAGAUUAUUUUAUUCGGUCGUGACUUUGAUACCAAGAUUGUGGUUGCUUCCAGCUUGCAAGAGUUGUUGUUCGAGUAUGUAAAUGACUUGGACCUUGGAAACUUUCAGAUUGACCACACAGAGUCUUAUCAAGAUAAUGGAUUCUUGGAUUCUACAAGAGAUGAUGACUAUUUAAUUGGAGACGAGGACGAGGACAACGGAGACCUUCAGUUCUUCGAUAAGGAAGGCUCCGAGUUUGGCAAGGAGAACCAAGGAAAGCUCACCUACAUUGAAGUGUUGAAGCGCAGAGCAUUGAAGAGAUACGGUAUCUCCAAUGUUGAGGCAUUCCAGACUUCGUUCACUCCUCAGAGAAUUCCAAAGAAAACUGCUUCUCCUAGACCAUCCGGCACCACAAGUCCUGACGCAGCUCAGGGUUCUCCAAGACCUCCAAAGGUGGACGUCGAGAGUACCGCUGAUUUGCUCAAGGAAACUCUUAUUGACGACACCCCAUCAAUCAAUGCAUCGAAGGUCGAGCCCGUGAAGGUGGCUAGCGCUGACCCUAAAGAGGAAGAAGUUGUUGAAUCUGCCCCCGCAACUGAGGAUGCAUCCACCAUGGAUGAUGUGCCAGUGGCUGAAGCUGAAAAGACGGAGGAGAUAGCGAAGGCAGAUGAAUCGAAGGAGGAAUCUGAAGAAGUCGUGGCUGAUGUUCCGGAGGUGAAAGAGCAGGUCAAGGAGACCUCCUAG